Molecule: messenger RNA, 5157 nt
Organism: Lytechinus variegatus (green sea urchin)
Lineage: Eukaryota; Metazoa; Echinodermata; Echinoidea; Temnopleuroida; Toxopneustidae
Product: UDP-glucuronosyltransferase 2C1-like
Exons: 3
Coding region: 319-1902 (527 amino acids)
Molecular function (GO): UDP-glycosyltransferase activity
Source: RefSeq, a predicted model, not a curated record
AGACUUUGACAAAAGGAUAUACCACGCCCCGGUACCCAUUCACUGCAGUCGUCUAUGCUAUACAACUAAAAUACAGACUGACGUUGAGAGUCUUGCUCGUGUGAUUUGAAUAUCAAUGUAGUUGACGUUUUCAUGACCAGCAAACGGAGGACCUGCGACACACUGCACGCUCUUCAAUAUCUCAUUGGUAUUACGCUCUCCAACAAGUGACCUUUGCGAACUUGGUUUCAGCUGCCUUCUGAUAAAGCUUCGUCCAACAUCAAGCGGUGAUCUAGAUACAGUACGAUUGUGCUUGCAUCCCGUGUUGAAACCAGUGUCAUGGCUACCGUUCCUCCGAGAUGGGUCGUUCUGUCAAGCGGGCUAUUACUUGUGGUCCUGAUCAGGGGCUAUGUGCAAGCUCAAAAUAUCCUGAUUAAUCCGAUGAUUGGGAAAGGCAGCCAUUUUUACGUAUCUGCUGCCAUUGGAGAAGAACUCAUUCAUCGGGGAUACAACGUCACUUUUCUCCUUGGAGGUGCUUUUUACGAUCAAGCUAGAAACAGCCGCUAUGGGGACAUGUUUCAUUGGGAAGUAUUUCAGCAUCCUAUACCUAGGAAAACAGUCCAUGAUAUGUUUACAAACCUAACUAAACUCAUAUUGGGAGGUGGCUUCCAACAGGAAAUGAAAAUUAUGACUGAGUUGAUGACGGCUCGCGUUAAUGAUUGUACUGCUCUUCUUGAAGACAAGUACCUGAUUGGACGUCUUCGGUCUGCCAAUUUUUCUGCAGUCUUAUAUGAUAUGACGUGGGUUUGUGGAGCAAUGGUUGGGGAAUUACUAAAUCUACCAACCUUUGUAGUCUAUCCAUAUCCUAAUCCUUGUUUGGUAACAUCUUCUCAAGGAUCACAUUUUCACCCAGCUUAUGUACCAAGCUUCAUGACACCUUACUCAAACCAGAUGAAAUUCAAUGAAAGAGUUGUAAACUCGUUACUUUAUAUCCUCGGAGCGUUGAUAGGUCAUUAUUACUAUGCUCCUUACAUAGGCUUGACCAAGCGGUUCAAUGUAUCAGAACCAAUGCUUCUUAUGGCGAAUAGUAAGCUUUGGUUAGUCAAUACCGAUAAUGUAGGAGAGUUUCCAUGUGCCCUAGCUCCGAAUGUCAUUCCAGUUGGUGGUCUUACCACAAGGUCACCAGAAAAACUGCCUUCUGAUGUAGAUGAAUUCAUCCAGGGCUCAAAUGAUGAUGGUAUUAUCAUCUGUUCAUUCGGAUCUUUUCUCAUUCUAGACCAGAAUAGUCUUCGUUUGAUUCGGGUAUUUUCAGAGGCGUUCGAUAGACUGCCCCAAAGAGUAAUAUGGCUUUUGAAGGAACACCCUCCAUUUCCGAUUCCUGCCAAUAUCAAGAUCUUACCCUGGCUACCUCAAAAUGAUAUCCUUGGCCAUCGUAAAACAAGAGCCCUCUUCUUCCACGGAGGUCAGAAUAGUUAUUAUGAGGCCAUUUAUCACGGGGUACCUGUUGUUGUAAUGCCUGUAUACGGUGAUCAGAAGGAUGUCGGAGCAAGAGUCGUCAAUCAAAAAUUAGGAUUAAAAUUGGACAAAGAUUUGCUCACUGCGGAGAUUUUAUAUGACGCUCUUCAUGAGGUAACAACGAACAUUACUUAUACUAAACGGGCAAAAGAGAUGUCUUUUGCUUUUCGAGAUCGAGAAAUGAAGCCAGCUGAACGAGCUUCGUUUUGGAUUGAUUACGCAAUAAAACAUGGUACUCAUCAUCUGGAAAUACCUCUUCGCCGUUUAAAUUUCUUCCAGUACUAUCUCAUAGAUGUCAUUUUAUUCGUCUUAUUGUUUGUGAUAUUAACUCUCUAUAUUUCAUUCAAAUGCCUUAUGUUAGUUCGAUCCUUCAUUUGUAAUUGUCACAUAAAAUCCAAACUUGACUAGUUUGGAAAUAUCAUUCCUUUUCUUUACUAAACAGGUCAAGAUCAUUCAUCCACACUCAUUGAUUUAGUUUAUACCUCUAACUGUAUGAAAGUUGUCGAAAGUGGCGUCCUUCACAUAGGAAUGAGCGACCACUCCUAGUUUAUAUUGAAUGGGGUAAAAUCCGGAAACCAUCUCCAAGGCAUGUGUAUAGAACCUAUAGAACUUAUAAGAAUUUCGAUGGAAAUAUUUUCUUUUCUGAUCUACAAGCCAUCUAUUGGCAAAGUGUAUAUACAUGUAGUGAUGUUAAUCAUUCUCUUCAUCAAUUCCAAACAAUAUUUUCUUCAUUGUGUAAUUGUCAUGCCCCUAUUAGGAAAAGUCGUAUUAAGAAACACCGGAAGCCGUAUUAAGAAACACCGGAAACCUGGGAUAAAUACUGAAAUUAUUGAUCUAAUUCGUAAACGAGACAAAUUGAAAGAUAAAGCGACUCGAAAGCCUACGCGCGCAAAUUGGAAAGCUUAUAGAAAGAGUAAAAAUUAUGUCACUUACAAAAUAAAGCAAAACAAACGUAAAACAUUCCAAAAGAAAAUUAAAGAUUCAAAAGGGAAUGUAAAGAACACGUGGAAAAACCUUAACAUAUUGAUACCACGUAAGAAUAAAAAUACAAAAAUUCAAUGUUUGAUAGUAGAUGAGAAAGAAAUUCAUGAGUCUACAAAGAUUUCACAGACAUUGAAUGAUUUUUUCGUAAAGGUAGGCCCUAGACUUGCAGAUACAAUCGACAGCACAGGGUCUGCAAAUGAAAAUAAUGCAAUGCAAUUUUACCCGCACUCGCUAGUCCAUAUCUUUCAACUUGUCCCAGUAACUAUAAGCGAAAUGAAACAAUUAUUGAAAAUGUCUAGUGGCAAAGCGAUGGGAUGUGAUAUGAUACAAUUUUUUUUUUUUUUUUAAACAAGUGCACACCUAGUUAGCAAUAAUGCAUAUAGCAUUUCCAUUUAUUUGAAAGCAGGAUAAAAGAGCAUUGAAGAUUUAAUGCCUUGCUCAUGGUCAUAGGUGCCACGGCCGGGGAUCGAACCCCGGACUUUCCAUGUAUAGCCAGGCGCCUUAGACCACUCGGCCACGGCACCUCGGCCCAAUGAAACUUAUAAAGAUAGCGAUACCAUAACUGAACCCUUGGCACAUAUUAUAAAUACUACUGCAUGUGUACCUACGGAGUGGAAAAAGGCAAGAGUUAAUGCCUUACAUAAAGGCGGUGCAAACGAACCUUCUAAUUUCAGGCCAAUUUCGAUAUUACCUAUUUUAUCUAAGCUACUAGAACGUAUAGUGUUUGAUCAAUUGUAUGAAUACUUGAACACGAACAAUUUGAUUAAUGACUACCAAUCUGGCUUUCGGCCAUUAUAUUCUACUGCAACGGCAUUACUCAAUACAACAGAUGAAUGGCUAAAAAGCUUUGAUGAAGGCAAAAUAGUAUGCUCUGUCAUGCUGGACUUAAAAAAAACAUUCGACACGGUUGAUUUCGAAUUGCUUAUCCAAAAAUUAAAGCAAUAUGGAAUUGGGGAUCACUCAAUUGAAUGGUUUACAAGUUACUUAUAUGGAAGAUGCCAGAAAACGACAGUGCAUGGUAUAUCAUCUGAUUUAUUACCCAUUAAAUCUGGAAUCCCUCAAGGGUCCAUUUUAGGGCCGCUUCUUUUCAUUUUACAUAUUAAUGAUCUGCCUUUAGUUCUUAGAAAUUGCAAAAUAAGUAUGUAUGCAGAUGACACUAUUUUAUAUUAUGCAAGUAACAACUACUCUGAUCUAGAAAACAAAAUCAAUGAAGAUUUGCAAAAUGUGAAACGAUGGCUUGAUCACAAUAAGCUUAGUUUGAAUAUCAACAAAACUGAAUAUAUUGUCCUAGGAACUAGAAAUCGACUGAAACUAUUCAAAGAUGAAUCGCUAAACAUUCGCAUUGAUGGAACCCCCCUAACAAGAGAGUUACCCAGUGUAAACAUUUAGGAGUAAUUUUAGAUGAAAAUUUGUCAUGGGGAAAACACAUUCAAAAUGUACAGAAGAAAUGUAGUAGCGGUUUGUUUAUGCUAAAAUCGAUACGAAGUAUGGUUGACAAGGAUACCAUGAUUCUCGUCUACAACGCCUUGAUUUCAUCUCAUUUGUCAUAUUGUGAUAUAGUAUGGGUAAAUUGCGGCAAACGUUUAAAAGAUAGCCUCCAAAAGAUUCAAAAUCGGGCAGCACGCGUUAUCAAUAAUACCGCCUGGGAUUCAUCCGGAAACGAUAAUCUAAAUGAACUAAAUUGGGAUACACUUGAAAAGAAAAGGAAUGAAAGUGUUGCAAUAAUGAUGUUUAAUAUACUCAAUAACUUCGCCCCUUCAUAUCUAAUCAAUAGAUUUUCCCUUAAAGAAAGAUCACAUAACACAAGAAGUGGGAAUAUCAAUUUGGAAAUUAUGCAAAUAAAGUCUGAAUCUGCAAAGCGCAUGUUUAUGUACAGAGGCGCCAGUAUGUGGAACUCAUUGCCCACGAAUAUUCAAGCGGCACAAACAAAACACAAUUUCAAAACAGGUCUUAAGAGAUCAUCUGUGUGAUAUGGAUUACAAUGACUAUUUUUUCUGUUUAAUUGUUUUUAUCAAACAUCAACAGACAGUUUCUAUUUUCUGUCCCAAAGAAGUGUAUUAUUUUCCAAUCAUUUCAUAUGUUUUGCUUUUAUAUGGCAUCAGUAUUAAUCAAGCUUUAUAAUUAUUUUCAGUCCAUAUUAAGUUGUCAUAAAUUUUCCAGUCAUUUUAUAUGUUUAGCUUUUAUCAUUGAUAAAUCAUGACUUAUAUUCAUUUUCUUGUGCUCGGUUAUCCAUUAUAGAAACAUGUAUUUACUUUGACAUUUUACUUUACCAUGUACAUAUUUACUGUACCAUGUAUGCACCGCUUUGUUCUAAUUUACAGAUAGAUAUUUCAUGUUGUAAGUUAUUGAUGUUUUUGAGAACGGUAUAUAAUUUCUUCGUCUUUUUCUUACUAUCAUUAUUAUUCUUUUUCUUCUUCUUUUCUUGUGUUAUCUUCUCUGUUGUCUUUUUCUUCUCCCUCUCACUUUUCCCUUCUUCCUUUUUUCUUCUCCCCUCCUCUUCACGUUCCAAUGAUUGCCUUGUAAUAUUUAACUGAUGCUUAAUUCUAUUCCAUAUAUAUUGUUCGUUAAACAAUGAUUUUAAAAUGUUUACUCAGUCAAUGUUUGACACGGCCCCAAUGGAAAUCAGUCUGUGAACUGUUUGGGCUUUUUAACCGUGUAUAAAUAAAAUAAAUCUUAUCU